Dovyalis caffra is the source of this 1560-nucleotide messenger RNA. The record is from the annotation of a GenBank genome assembly. Lineage: Eukaryota; Viridiplantae; Streptophyta; Magnoliopsida; Malpighiales; Salicaceae.
AUGGGAGAUAAAGUGAAGAAUGCUUCAAUUCCUCUACUCGAAUCUUCUUCAACAGGAACAGCUUCUAAAUUUCAAACACUUGGGAAUAUAAUAGUUUCCGUAGUUGGCACUGGUAUUUUAGGACUCCCUUUCGCAUUUCGAAUUGCUGGUUGGCUUGCUGGCUCUCUUGGUGUCAUCAUUGCCGGAAUUGCCACCUUCUAUUGCAUGCUUCUCCUUGUUCAAUGCAAAGAAAAGCUAGCAUCUCAAGAAUUAACACCAGAAACAGAAACUUAUGGUGACUUGGGUUACAAAUGUAUGGGUAACACAGGCCGUUACCUGACAGAAUUUCUCAUUUUCACAUCCCAAUGCGGAGGAGCAGUGGCAUACCUAGUCUUUAUUGGCCAAAACCUAUCAUCUGUAUUCAAGGGCCAUGGAAUUUCUUCCUCAUCCUUCAUAUUCUUGUUAGUACCUAUCGAAAUUGCACUAUCUUGGAUCAAUUCGUUAUCUUCUUUAGCACCUUUUAGCAUUUUUGCCGACACAUGCAAUGUGCUAGCGAUGGCAAUUGUGGUGAAAGAGGAUGUAGAUAAGGUAAUAAGUGGUGAAUUCAGGUUUAGUGAGAGAAAGGCAAUCACGUCUAGUAUAGGAGGAUUGCCAUUUGCUGGAGGGAUGGCAGUCUUCUGUUUUGAAGGGUUUGGGAUGACAUUGUCAUUGGAGGCUUCAAUGAAAGAGAGGGGCGGUUUUUCUAGCUUGCUGGCCAGUGCACUCACUGGAAUAACUCUUGUGUAUGUUCUGUUUGGUUUUUCUGGUUAUAUGGCUUAUGGUGAUGAAACUAAAGAUAUUAUAACUCUCAAUUUGCCCCACAAUUGGUCCACAAUUGCUGUUCAGGUAAUGUGCUCCAGACUUUCUGCAAUAUGCCUUCCCUACCUGUCUACUUUGUCGUUGUCUAGUAUAAUUGUUAUUCGCUAUCCAUCUCCAGUUGGAACUGAUUGUCUUUUUGCUUCUAAUUUUUAUCAAAAUCCAUAUGGUAGACACAGAUCCACAUGCAUAAGCAUGUAUCUCUAUACUGUAAAACUUUGUUAUCUUGCAUGUGUACCUACCUACAAGUUAUGGGACAUAAGACUUAAUAAUUGCAAAGGAUGUCAUGGCCAUGCUAAUCUUUGUGCUAAUUGGCAACAGGUUGGAUUGUGCUUGGGACUAGCAUUUACAUUUCCCAUCAUGGCACACCCAAUUCACGAGAUCGUUGAGGGGAAGCUGAAGAACAGUGAAUGGUUUCGAACGGUCUGCUAUAAAGAUGGUGAGAAUCCAACAUUAGUUGGAAAGUUUGGAAGAUAUCUGAGUCGUGCUACUUUGAUUGUUGUUUUGGCAUUCUUGGCAUCGUUUGUGCCCGGGUUUGGUGAAUUCGCAUCACUUGUGGGGAGUACUCUAUGUGCGCUAAUCUCAUUUGUUUUGCCAGCCACAUUUCACCUAAAAUUAUUAGGUCCAUCGUUACGUCUCUGGCAGAAAGCCUUGGAUUAUAUCUUCUUGAUAGGUGGAUUGCUGUUUGCCGCUUAUGGUACUUGGAGUUCUAUUGUUGGUUUUUGA